Molecule: messenger RNA, 767 nt
Organism: Neurospora tetrasperma FGSC 2508
Lineage: Eukaryota; Fungi; Ascomycota; Sordariomycetes; Sordariales; Sordariaceae
Exons: 4
Coding region: 120-767 (215 amino acids)
Biological process (GO): endoplasmic reticulum to Golgi vesicle-mediated transport; protein retention in ER lumen
Cellular component (GO): membrane; endoplasmic reticulum; cis-Golgi network
Molecular function (GO): ER lumen protein retrieval receptor activity
Source: RefSeq, a predicted model, not a curated record
GUAAAAGCUACCCGCUGAGCUACACACACGGCGCCGCUGCGGUUGCAGCCUUUACUUUUACUCUCUUAUCUGCACAUCAACUGCCGCCAUAGGGGCACAUCGACGACAAGCUCGCAAUCAUGUCGCUCAACAUCUUCCGCGUCGCCGCGGACUUUAGCCACUUGGCUUCUAUUCUUAUCCUUCUCCAUAAGAUGACGCAGCUGAAGAGUUGCGCCGGCAUCUCUUUCAAGUCGCAAGUCAUCUACUUCAUCGUCUACGUCACCCGCUAUCUCGAUCUCUUCUGGACGACAAGCUACUAUAACAUCAUCUUCAAGAUUCUCUUCAUUGCUUCCUCCGGUUACAUCAUCUACCUCAUGGUCAGCGCCUACAAGCCGACCAACGAUCCCGGUCUCGAUACCUUCCAGGUCCAAUACCUGCUGGCUUUCGCUGCCGUCCUCGCCAUCCUCUUGCCCUACCAGUAUAACUUCUGGGAGAUCAUGUGGGCCUUUUCCAUCUGGCUCGAGUCCGUCGCCAUCCUUCCGCAGCUCUUCAUGCUCCAGCGUACCGGCGAGGCCGAGACCAUCACCACCCACUACAUCUUUGCCCUCGGUCUCUACCGCGCUCUGUAUAUCCCCAACUGGAUCUACCGCUACGUUACCGAGCCGAAGCACAAGAUUGACUAUAUUGCCGUUGCGGCGGGCAUCAUCCAGACGUUGCUCUACACCGACUUCUUCUGGGUGUACUAUACGACUGUCAUGAAGGGCAAGAAGUUCAAACUGCCUGUUUAA